Messenger RNA from Paramecium sonneborni, 1138 nucleotides. Lineage: Eukaryota; Ciliophora; Oligohymenophorea; Peniculida; Parameciidae. The record is from the annotation of a GenBank genome assembly.
AUGGGGGCUGACCAGAGCAAGCUUGAUUAUAAUUAUGGUUAAAUUAUCCAAACAGAUAAUCUCUGCCAAAAAAUACUACAAUAUGACAUUACUGCAAAGGAUGUCUUUUUGCAAUCAUUAAAAUAAAUUCCUAUUUUAAAGUCCUUUGAAGAAAUUGAUAAAAUUACAUUCUGUGGAUCUUCAAAUGAAAUCAAAGCAUUUUUCUCUUAUAAUCAAAUCACACUCCAUCAAUUUGUAUUGACUUAAGAAUUCACUCUAAAAGAAAUAUAAAUUAUCUCCAUUAUAAGAUAACUACUUUCAAACAUGAAUUAAAAUAAAGUACAAAUACAUCCUAAAGAAAUCUUAUUACCAGAAUAUAUCAUGUUAGAUCCAGAAUUAUUUCUACUAAAAAGUGAUAUUCAAAGAAUUAGAUAAGGUUAUAUCAAACAUUAAGAUUAUUAUAUCGCACCUGAAGUCUUAACAGCAAGAUGCAAAUCCAAUAUUACAGCAUAAAUUUUCAGUUUAGGAUUGAUCUGCAUAUUUAUUAUGACUAAAUUGUCACCUUUUGAUUUCAAUCUUUAUGAUACUACUCAUUUUUAACCAUAAAACCUUCAUAAAUAUAUUGAUAAAAUAAAUUCUGGUAUCUAUUCAUGUAUAAAUUAUAAUCAUUUUAGAAUUGCUAAAAAAUUUAAUAAUUGAUAUGAUUAAUGUUGAUCCAAAAUUAAGAAUCAAUGAAGAAUAAAUUAUCACUAGAUUAGAUGAAGUACUUAUGUUUCAUUCAUAAAAAACUCUCAAGUUUUAAGAAAGUAUAAAUUAUUAACCUGAUAAUUCAUCAAAGUUAAAAUUAGAUUUAAAUGAAGAAUUGAAAUAAUCAUAAUUAAGUUACAAUUAUAAAGAACGUCCAUCUGAAUAUUAAAAAUAGGAAAAAGAAAAUAAAUAAACCAAACGCACAGCAAAUAAUUCUCCUCAAACUAAUCAUAAAAAUCAAAAUAAAGAGAAUAUUGAAGUAGAAUUUUUCACAAAAAAAGAAAAAAGAAUAAAUAAUUACAGUUUUAGUGCAUGUUCUAGUAGAUCUCAUAUCAGAGGUAUGUCAAUUAAGCCAGCAAAGAAGUAAUAAUAUUUAGAAAAAAAUUCAUCAAAUAAAUAAAGAUGGAAAUGA